Molecule: messenger RNA, 1791 nt
Organism: Corylus avellana
Lineage: Eukaryota; Viridiplantae; Streptophyta; Magnoliopsida; Fagales; Betulaceae
Source: RefSeq, a predicted model, not a curated record
CACCUUCCAUGUUAUGUGCUUUCCCAAAUUCCCUCUCAGAUCUCAGUUCAAAAUUUUUGAAAGGACAGCGCAAAUUCAAUGAAACGGUCGCAACAAUCACGCUCCUCCUGAUCUCUCUCUCUCUUUCUCACUCGCUUCAUUCAUGGAAGAAUCCGCCGACCAGGAUCACGGCUUCGAAUGCGCGGCUCACGCGUUUUUGCCUCCGGCUCUGGUAUCUCUCGCGCCGUUCUCUUCCCCGUCCUCGCGCCGGCUCUCCACUGGCGGCUUUGCGCAGUCGAGCUACCCCAUCCCCGCUCCGCCAAAGCGGAUGGCCAGGGUGUCCCUCCAGGGGCGGCUCGUCAAUGCCGAAGAGGCGAGCUCGGCUAGGGCUGUCGGGGGCGGCUUGAGCCGCGACGAGGCUGUUGCUUGGGAGCUAUUCAGCCCGGUCCAGAGGUUCCUCAUUGUGGCGGUGAUCGGCGUUGCCGCUGCGGAGUCGAAGAAAAACCGACUCAUUUGGCGGCUUACGAAAUCUGUGGAGCUUAGGGAUCAGGUGCUGUCAAGCAUGCAAAAGAAGCUUGACAGUCUGUGCGAGCAGGUGAAUAAUGCUAGGGAUCACUUGGGUAGUAGGGGCGAGAUGGCAUUCUCCAAGAAUGUGGAGUCAUUAUGUAAUGACGCUUUUGGUUCUGAUCAGAUCACAUUCGUUGAUUGUGGUUGUUGGUUUUGUGAUCAACAUCGUGUACUGUAUAAUGGGUUGGUGGGUAGCUCUGUUAGGAAAGCCUCCAUUGGGGAGGAGAUGCUCCAAUAUAAAUUAGGUUUCUCAAACAAAGUAGAACCAGAGGAGCGCCGCAUGUCUGAUUUGUCAGAUUGGGCUUCAAGUGUCGCAUCUUCUGGUGAGAUCCAGAUGAACACCUCAGUAAUUGAACAAGACAGUUACAACCUCAAGCGGGACUGUGAAGAGAAGGAUGCCACCAUAAAGGAGCUAACCACUCUACUCCACUCAUCUGAUGUUGCUGGUUCGAAGAGGAUUGCAGAGUUGGAAGACAUUAUACGUAGGAAAAACACGAUAAUUACAAGACUAAAGAAGGACAUGGUUGUCCUAGAACAGAAGGUGGUUCACUUUACUAGACUUCGGAGAUCCACGUUUCCUUCUUCAGACUCAAACUCAAACAAUGAGCAGCGUCCACACAUGGCAGAAAAUCUCCUAUAUGAUAUGGAUAGUACUACUAGCCCUUCAUCUUCUGAUUCAGACUCUUCCCCUUCGAAUCAACCACAUGCUCCUGUUGCUAAAGUUGAGGUAAUUUCUGUUAAGAAUAGCUACUCUUCUUCUACAAGAAACCAGAUGUCAGCGCCAGCAAAAUCCUCAGGUUCUUUUGUGAGACCAACAGAUCAGAGCUCAAAAUCUCGAUCAAUAAGUCCACUUAAAGAAAUAUCUACAAAUUGGAAAUCUGAUUCAAUUUCAUCUUCGAGGCAAAAACUUGGAGAUUCUUCAAGAAAGAGUAGAAGGCGACAUUUAACUGGAUCCAAGGAUGUAACCCCUCAAAAGAGAUGGCUUUAGUUGAAUGCAAAUAUUUCUGCCAUCUGAAGAUGAGACGCCUUCACAUUUCCAAAAUGAUGCUCGAGAGAUGAAUGGAAUUGACCGGCAGUGUAUCAUAUUCCUGUUGUUGAAUUUGUACAUUUUUAGAAACCACAGUACCUUAAUUUACUGGUGUUAUAUAUUCACUUUGUUGUACUUGUAGUUAAGUUAUGGUAAGGGCAUCUAUCUGCAUCAAGUGCAGAUUUAAAGUCCGUUACACAAUUAGGGUAUAUUUGUCA